This is a messenger RNA of Benincasa hispida (wax gourd), 516 nucleotides long. The record is from RefSeq and is a predicted model, not a curated record. Lineage: Eukaryota; Viridiplantae; Streptophyta; Magnoliopsida; Cucurbitales; Cucurbitaceae.
AUGUGUCAUUACACUAAGCUUGUUGUUUUGUCAAUUGGUGCCAAUAGACUUGAAGGUCAAAUUCCACGCCAAUUCUCCACAUUAACCAAGAUGAAACUACUCAGUUCGGGUGUCAACAAUUUGUUUGGAACUAUCCCACCUUGGAUUGGGAAUUGUUCUUCAGUGUUUCGCAUGUCAUUGGCAAAGAACAAUUUUCAAGGAAGUAUUCCCACUGCAUUUGGACGACUAUCUAAAUUGAAAGUCUUCACAGUUUAUGAUAAUUAUCUGACAGAAAUAGAUCUUUCUCAGAAUAACCUCACUGGAAAACUACUCGAUGACUUGGGGAGCUUAAAGGACUUGGUGAUACUCAAUUUUGAUGACAAUAUACUUGGCAGUGGAAAGGUUGAUGACUUGAGUUUUAUCAAUUUUUUGGCCAAUUGUACUGGUUUAAGUAUGUUGGGUAUUGCUGGGAAUCAUUUUGGAGGAGUAUUGCCUUCAUCUAUUAGUUAUCUUUCAAACCAGUACUCACAAGCCUAA